Ambispora leptoticha is the source of this 861-nucleotide messenger RNA. NCBI's taxonomy places the organism in Eukaryota, Fungi, Glomeromycota, Glomeromycetes, Archaeosporales, Ambisporaceae. The record is from the annotation of a GenBank genome assembly.
AAAAAGUAGCACAAAAAUUUGAUAGGUCAAAACCUCACAUAAGCAUUGGCGGGAUUGGUCAUGUUGACCAUGGCAAAACAACCCUUAUCGCCGCAAUAACUAAAUACUUAGCAGAAAAAGGACAAGCAAAGUUCAAAGAUUAUGGGGAAAUUGAUAAAGCUCCGGAAGAAAAGGCACGCGGGAUAACCAUCAAUUACAUUAAAAAUAUGAUUACUGGUGCCGCCCAAAUGGACGGAGCAAUUGUCGUAGUAGCCGCCAGUGAUAGUGUAAUGGAACAAACUAAGGAACAUUUACUCUUAGCAAAACAAGUAGGAGUAAAAUAUCUCGUAGUAUUUAUUAAUAAAGCAGAUGUGAGCGAUCCCGAGACCAUGGAAUUAACUGAAAUGGACAUUCGUGAAAAUUUAGCCAAAUACGGCUAUGAUAAAGAUAAAACUCCAAUAAUCAAAGGUUCAGCUCUUUGUGCUCUAGAAGGACGCAAUCCAGAAAUCGGAAAGGAGGCUAUGGCUAAAUUGUUGGAGGCAGUUGAUAAUUAUAUCCCUACUCCGCAGCGAAACCUGGAUGCUCCUUUUAAAAUGUAUAUUGAGGACGCAUUUACCAUUUCCGGACGGGGAACUGUGGUAACUGGAAAAGUGAAACAAGGAACCUUAAAAAAGGGUGAAGAAGUAGAAAUAUCGGGUCUAGGCGACAAGGUCAUCAAGUCAGUCGUUAUUGGUAUAGAAAUGUUUCAUAAGGAAUUGGAUGAAGCCCAAGCGGGUGAUGAUAUAGGAGUUAAUUUACGAGGAGUUAAAAUUUCUACACCAAAACAACCUGAUGGUGUAAAAAAAGGGCAACUUCUUUCUAAACCAAGCAAGACCAAAGAAA